UGCUGAUGCAAGGACCACAGACUCACAUAUCAGCCCGUCUGAGGGAUUUCAUCGUCCUCAACGUUGACCCCAAAAGUGUCCACAAGAAGGCGAUUUCUAUCAUGGGUGAUGAGGUGUUUAGCUUCACCAUGAGUCUGACUCCUAACGCCACGGAGGGCGCCGGUUACGCUGACACCUCCAAAACUGAUGGUAGAGUGAAGCUGAACGUGGGCUGCAUCCAGGUGGUUUACCUGCACAAGUUCAUCAUGUCUCUGCUGAACUUCACCAACAACUUCCAGACGGCUAAAGAAGCUCUGAGUGCUGCCACGGCUCAGGCGGCGGAGAAGGCGGCAUCCAGUGUUCGAGACUUCGCCCAGAAGAGUUUCCGUCUGUCCAUGGACAUCAAGCUGAAGGCUCCGCUCAUCAUCAUCCCCCAGUCCUCCACCUCCCAUGAUGCACUUGUGAUGGAUCUGGGUCUGAUCACAGUGGGAAAUAGCUUCUCUCUGCUGCCCGUUGAUGGAUGUCCGCUGCCGGUCGUCAUCGACAACAUGGACGUCCAGCUGACGCACCUCAAACUCUCCAGGACCUGUAUGGAUCCGGCGACUGGUCGACCCACGACGGAGCUGCUGGAACCAGUAAACCUGCACCUGAACAUCAAGAGGAACCUGGCAGCUUCUUGGUACAAGAAGAUGGUCGCUGUGGAGAUCGAUGGAGAUCUGAAGCCCAUGAAGGUGGAGCUGAGUCAGGAUGACUUGAAGGUGCUGCUGAGGAUCCUGAUGGAGAACCUUGGAGAGGCUGGCAGUCUGGAGCCCAGCACCCCCAGACAGGAGGCCGGAGUUCAGCUCCAAGCAGCAGGAGGCCCCCCUACAGGUGAUGUCGGGAAAGCAGCUGUAAGCAGCGAUGAAGAGGAGGACAAAGCUCUGGAGACCCUGAAGUUUAAUUUCAGCAUUGAGUCUCUCGGUCUGGUUCUGUACGGCAGUGACUUCAAACAGCCAUCAGACCUGCAGCACCAGGAAAACCUCAGACUGGGAGAGUUUGCCCUCCACCUGUUGAAGGCCUCAGGGCGGAUCUGGACCAAUGGCAGCAUGGAGGUGACCACUGUCCUGGGCGCCUGCACGCUGGACGACCUGAGGACGGGCAUGGAGAGGGUGACGUCACGGAUGGUCGGCCGCAGAGAUGAGGACAGCCCCGAUGCCAUGAUCGAUGUGACGUAUCGACAGAGCGCCGCAGAGCGGGAGGUGGUAGCUGUUCUGCAGAAACUCUACCUCUGUGCCAGCGUGGAGUUUCUGAUGGCAGUGGCAGAUUUCUUUCUGCAGGCUCUGCCGCAGAGUUCAACCAAGACCGCCGCCGGUGCCAUUCAGAGUGACAGGCUGCCGCUGAGACAGACCACUGAGCCACGAGCCGACAACAAGCCCGCCUCGGUGGUCAGGACUCGUCUGCGGGCGGUGGUGGUGGAUCCGGAGGUGGUGUUUGUGGCCAGUCUGAUGAAAGCCGACGCCCCCGCCCUUGUAGCCUCGUUUCAGUGUGACUUCACGCUGCAGGCGGAGGAGGACGGUACCCAGAACAUGAGAGCCAACCUGAGGGAGCUGAAAGUCCUCGCCUGCCCCUUCAUCCGAAACAAGGAGGACAAGGCAGUCACCACUGUGCUGAGACCCUGCUCUGUUGCCUUGGAAACCAAAACCCACCCUAACCAACCACUGAGCGGCGUUGUGACGGUGGAGGAAGUCAUCGUCAAGAUCUCUCCGUUCAUCCUCAACACAGUGAUGACCAUAACAGCCGCUAUGACGGCAAAGCAGCAUGACGAGCAGAGUUUGGAGCUGCAGACGGACGUCAGUGACCUCUGGUCGGUCAUGAACAUCUACGGCUGUAACUACUGGUUCCUGGGAGUGGACCAGGCCACUGAGAUCACAGAGAGCUUCAGAGAGCAGGACGGACACAACGAGGGUGAGAGCUUCACCGCAGAGGUCAAGGUGGUCCAGGUGACUCUGGAGUCCGGUUUGGGUCAUCGGACCGUCCCUCUGCUGCUGGCCGAGUCCUCCUUCAGCGGAUCGGCCAAAAAUUGGUCGUCUCUGCUGCAGCUGAGAGCCGACAUGACGCUGGAGGUGAACUACUUCAAUGAGAUCCAGGCAGUGUGGGAGCCUCUGAUCGAACGAGUCGACAGUGGCAGACGCAGGUGGAACCUGGAGCUUGAGAUGAAGAACAACCCAGUCCAGGACAAGAGUCCAGUUCACGGAGACGACUUCGUGAUUCUGCCUGAACCUCGAACGGCCGUCAACAUCUGCUCCAAAGACACCAUGAACAUCACCAUCUCCCAGUGUAGCCUCAACGUGUUGAACAACCUCGCCAAGGCGUUCUCAGAGGGCACAGCCUCCACCUUUGACUACUCUCUGAAGGAGAAGGCCCCCUUCACCAUCAGAAACUCUCUGGGGAUUCCACUCAUCGUGCAGCACAGCGCCAACCUGAGGCCGGUGGGUUCGUCAGCGCAGGGAAAACUUCACGAGCUGUCUGUGGAUCAGAGCAUGGACCUGGAGCACUCCAUGUUCGAACCGUCGUCACGUGGCAAACUGUCGGCUCUGCAGCGCCAGGAGAGCUGCUUGUUCAACCUCACCAUUGUUCCCUCCGGAUACAGCGAGAUCCCCAACAUCGCUGUCGACAAACCCGGUCGUCGUCUUUACAACAUCCGUGGUCCGAUGCUGCAGGAGGCAGUUUCUGUGCUGCUGCAGAUCGAUGCUGCCGAGGGCAACAAGGUCAUCACUGUCCGCUCGCCGCUGCAGAUAAAGAAUCACUUCUCGGUGCCAUUCACCAUCCUGAAGUACUGUCCCACGUCCAGGAGCCUGCAGAGCAUCGGACAGGCUGAACCAGAGACAGAGUUUCACAUCGCCUUGGAAACGUACAGAUGUCAGCUGUUUGUGCGUCCGGCGGGUCCUCUCGAAGGUCAGUACGGCCCUUCAUCCACCUGCGUGGCGUGGAAGGAGCAGGUCCACCGUAGCUCAGAGGUGCGUUCAGUACUGCAGUGUCCCGCGACCGACAGCAGUCUGCUGCCGCUGAUGGUCAGCACGCUGGCUGUCCCUGACAACCUGCGACACAUUGCAAGUCAUGGAGAGGAGGACUGGGACCCAGCCUACAUCAUCCACCUCCACCCUGUGGCCACGCUACGAAACUUGCUGCCGUACACUGUCCGCCACAUGAUGGAGAGCUCAGCAGACUCCUAUGAGCUUCAGGAAGGCAGCACGUCGGACCUCCUGAAUGCUCGUGUCUCAGGUGAGAUCGUGUCGCUGGUGCUGAUGAGGUAUCAGGGCCGCGACUGGCACGGACACAUUCGUAUCGAACAGGAAAUGCCUGAGUUCUUGGCUGUGUGUCUCACCUGUGACUCGGACACCAACAUGACGGUGGAUGUGAGCAUUCACGUGACGAGGACAAGGAGCCGCCUGCUGCUGUCACUCUUCAGCCCGUAUUGGAUCAUCAACAAGACUUCUCGAGUGCUGCAGUACAGAGCCGAAGACAUCAGCGUCAAACACCCGGCCGACUUCAGAGACAUCAUCCUGUUCUCCUUCAGGAAAAAGAACCUGUUCAGCAAGAACAAGCUCCAGCUGUGUGUCUCCACCAGUUCCUGGUCGGAUGCAUUCUCUCUGGACACUGUGGGAAGUUACGGCUGCGUUCGCUGUCCCGCCAACAACAUGGACUUCCUGGUGGGCGUCAGUAUCCAGAUGAGCAGUUUUAACCUGACCAGGAUCGUCACCAUGAGUCCGUUCUACACGCUGGUUAACAAGUCUUCAUAUGAGCUGGAGGUUGGAGAAGUCACCGGUCAGACCUCCACCAAGUGGCACUACAUCUCCUCCACCGAGUGUCUCCCUCUGUGGCCUGAGAAUGGUUCAGGGAAGUUGUGCGUCCGUGUUGUCGGAUCAGAAUCCACCUCUAAGUUCUUCUUCUUUAACCGUCAGGACAACGGCACCCUGCUGAGCCUCGACAUGUGCGGCGGCAUCAUCGUAGACGUCAACAUCUCUGAUCUGUCGACCGUCAUCAGCUUCAGUGAUUAUUAUGAAGGAGCAGCUCCGGCCCUGCUGCUCAACCACACGCCUUGGGUCACCAUCAGCUACAGGCAGAGCGGCUCGCAGGUGGUUCACCAGCUGAAACCCAAUGAGGCUCGGCGGUUUGUGUGGGAUGACCCAGCAGGAAACCGAACGCUCAGCUGGAGCUGCAUGGAACACUCUGGAGAGCUGGAUCUGCUGAAGGAUGAGGUGGGUCAGUUCUCCUACGACAGCCUGUCUCAGGUUCACUGGGUUUCCUUCCUGGACGGACGCCAGCGGGUGAUGCUGUUCACCGAGGACGUUGCCGUGGUGACGAAGGCCCGGCAGGCUGAAGAGCUCGAACAGUUCCAACAGGAAGUGAAGGUGUCGCUGCAAAACCUCGGACUGUCACUGAUCAACAACGCCAGCCGCCAAGAGAUCUCUUACAUUGGUAUCACCAGGUAAACAAAUCAGCAGGUGAACACAUCACCAGGGCCCUUUUUCAGAGAGCAGGAUCAACAAACUCAGCCUGAUCCUGAUCUCUGAGUUUACUGAGCCUGAGCUGAGAAACUCUGAGUUUUUGGUUCCAGAACAGUUGAUCAGAAUCAGUUCAAUCAAUUCUGAGUAUGUUCAGCCAGAGGGGCGCAUGUUC
Messenger RNA from Epinephelus moara (kelp grouper), 4638 nucleotides. Its product is annotated as intermembrane lipid transfer protein VPS13C-like. Gene Ontology annotation, biological process: protein targeting to vacuole; protein retention in Golgi apparatus; mitochondrion organization. Lineage: Eukaryota; Metazoa; Chordata; Actinopteri; Perciformes; Serranidae. The coding region runs from base 6 to 4451 and encodes 1481 amino acids. The record is from RefSeq and is a predicted model, not a curated record. The transcript is spliced from 25 exons. Gene Ontology annotation, cellular component: extrinsic component of membrane.